Messenger RNA from Aspergillus bombycis, 1401 nucleotides. RefSeq names its product putative proline utilization protein PrnX-like. Lineage: Eukaryota; Fungi; Ascomycota; Eurotiomycetes; Eurotiales; Aspergillaceae. The record is from RefSeq and is a predicted model, not a curated record. The transcript has a single exon. The coding region runs from base 1 to 1401 and encodes 466 amino acids. Gene Ontology annotation, cellular component: cytoplasm.
AUGCCGUUGACCAUCCUCUCUCAGGCACAGCUCCGCUCGCUGCUGCUAUCGCUGACCCGCGACGAGAUUAUAUCGCUGCAACAAAACCUAGCUCAGGCGCUACGAGAAUACUCGACGGGAAAUCAGGAACUGGGCUGCUCCGCUACCUAUCAACCCCAAAGAACUGCCAUCACCCGCAAGAAUGGCUCCACAACGCUAUUUAUGCCCGCCAGUACCGGCCGCACCAUCGGCAUGAAAAUGAUCUCGCUCCAGGACGGGGGUACCGCGGGGUGUGCCGUCGAAACUGGGUUGGAUAUACCCGAGGGCGAGAAGACGGCGUCACGGAGUCGGCACGGAUCGAGGAAUUCCAUGAGCUCGCUGUCAUCCGACAUGAGUGACUUGACCGUCUCGUCGCAGGAAGACGAAAGCUCCUCAGUCAGCUCUAGCAGCAAGUCGCUGCCGUCGGGAUGUGUGAACAAACAACCGGUCAAUUCUGGACUGUCCAACACAAUGGGAGCAUGGCCCUCAGCUGGUUCCCGAGACACUUCCCCACAGGGCAGCGUGACACUGCUUGACGAGCAAAGCAUGCCAUUUGGCUUGAUCAAUGCGCAUGAGCUCACUCCAUUCCGCACGGCACUAACGUCUACAAUGAUCUUCAACAAGCGCAAGCGAGUGCGCACAGUGGUAGUCUUUGGAGCAGGCAAGCAGGCUUACUGGCACAUACGACUGGCACUGACAUUGCGGGGAUCGGAAAUCAAACGGGUCUUCAUCAUCAAUAGAUCUUUCGAUCGGGCAGCGGAACUUCUGCGAGACAUCUAUUCACCAGAGAACUCUAGUUGGCGGGGUGACGUGAAGUUUUCAGCUGUUAGCAGCGACUUCGUCGAGUACUCGCGCAUCUUGCAGGAUGCCCUGAACAAAGCUGAUGCGAUCUUCUGCUGCACUCCGUCUAUUCAGCCACUCUUCCCUGGGGAGAUACUCACAUCACACGAAGCCCGCCGGAAAGGCCGACUGAUCAGCGCCAUUGGUUCGUACAAGCCACACAUGACGGAGUUGCCUCCAGAGAUCAUACGCGACGAGGUCAAGGCACAGGGUUCGCAUCGGCAUUUCCACAAACACGUCAAGCGUAGCGGCGUUGUGGUUGUGGACAGUCUUGAGGCGGCUUUGAAGGAGGCCGGAGAGCUGAUUCAAGCCGAGAUCAAGCCGAAUCAAGUUGUGGAGCUGGGCGAGCUGUUGAUGGUGCGCUGUGCUGCCCAAGACCAGGACGAAGAGACGGACGAUGGCAAAAGCUUACGCGAGUGGGCUGAGCGAGGCAAUGUGAUUUUCAAGAGUGUAGGGUUGGGACUGAUGGACUUGGUCACCGGCGGGGAUCUCGUUCAGCUGGCGCGGCAGCGGAAUAUUGGGACCCUGGUGGAAGAGUUCUGA